Messenger RNA from Colossoma macropomum (tambaqui), 1402 nucleotides. RefSeq names its product probable ubiquitin-conjugating enzyme E2 W-B. NCBI's taxonomy places the organism in Eukaryota, Metazoa, Chordata, Actinopteri, Characiformes, Serrasalmidae. The transcript is spliced from 6 exons. The record is from RefSeq and is a predicted model, not a curated record. The coding region runs from base 81 to 536 and encodes 151 amino acids.
GUGUGUGAGAGAGAGUGUGUGUGAGAGUGUGAGUGAGUGAGAGAGAGAGAGCGUUCAGUCCUGAUGCUGGGGCCUCCAUCAUGGCGUCGAUGCAGAAAAGGCUUCAGAAAGAACUGUUGGCCUUGCAGAACGAUCCGCCUCCUGGAAUGACUCUGAAUGAAAAAAGUGUACAGAAUACAAUAACACAGUGGAUUGUAGAUAUGGAAGGAGCCUCUGGUACUCUUUAUGAAGGAGAAAAAUUUCAGCUGCUUUUCAAAUUCAGUAGUCGAUAUCCCUUUGACUCGCCUCAGGUAAUGUUCACAGGAGAUAACAUACCCAUCCAUCCUCAUGUUUAUAGCAACGGCCACAUCUGCCUGUCCAUUUUAACAGAGGACUGGUCACCAGCGCUCUCAGUGCAGUCAGUCUGUCUUAGCAUUAUUAGCAUGCUCUCCAGCUGCAAAGACAAGAGGCGGCCUCCUGAUAACUCCUUUUAUGUACGGACAUGUAAUAAAAAUCCAAAGAAGACAAAAUGGUGGUAUCAUGAUGAUACAUGUUAAUAUUAAACUUUGUAAUACACUUAGAAGAAAGAAGUCCUCCUGACAAAAAUAAGCACUUUUUUAAUCAUUAAGUCUUUGGACUCUGGACCCUGAACUGGAAAAUAUGGACUGCAGAUGAUCCGGAAGAUCUGACCUGUUAUGAGAAGGACAGUCAGAUGCAGAGUGCAGAUUUGCAAAGGUUAGAAUAAUGAUGUUGCAAAUAAGCAAUGGAAAUACACAUAAAUGGGAUUGAUUUCAGCAGGAAGUCGUUUCAUGCAGUGAGUCUUUUCUUUCUGGGGGGAUAGUGAGGUUAUUCCUUUUUAAAUCUAUGUAUUAUUGUAUGGUUUCACUUUGUUUUAUGUAUUGAUUAUGUGUCUGUUGUGCAAUACUGAUGGAAAUCCAAAUCAUGUGGAUUGUCUGGAAGAGAUUUUAGCUUUAAAGGGGAAUUCCAUCCAUUUUUUUAAAGUGUCUGCAUAAUUCAGUGGUUAAGAUGUAAACAAAGUUAUUCAGAAUAGUUGAGUGGUCCGUUGUAGAGACUCAGAUUUCUUUACAGUGGUGGUGAUAGGAACUAUAUGUCUACAAGACAUACAAAGCCAUUUUAUUUACUGUCCAAAACCCCAAGUGAACCUACACGUGUCUUCUGAAUUUUUGCAUGUAAUGUUGAUGAUGGUAAAAUAGUGGUAAAUCCAUAAUAAGUUUUCUUUGGGGCCCGGUUUGCUUCUCAAUGCCCUUCAUGUACUCUUCCAACAGUCCUGACUAUACAAGUUUCUUUAUAAUUGAGCAUUUCACACCAAACCACUCUGAAAGACUUUGUUUACAUCUUAUUCAUUUAUUUAUGCAAAAAUUUUUAAGAUUUUGUGGAAUUCCCCUUUAAAAUCUAGAGGAUG